CCAAUGUUUUUUGCCUUCGUGAAGCAGUUCAUGCAGGAGACAGUACUGGGAGAAACCGGGAGAGAAGAGGAUCAGCUUAAUUAGAAACAUAUUUUUUCAAUGACUAGCAGCUCACCAUGGAUGUUUCUCACCUGCUUCUCACUUCUGUGCUCUUUCUACUGCCCUUCAUAGCACAAGUUUCAGCACAACAACCAGGAUGUUCUGCCUCUGAAAAUAAACCAAGCGUUGAAGAAAAUAAUCCUCCUGGAUACAAUGUGACCACUAUCAAUUCGGAAGCAGGUUUCACUGCAACGAUUGAUCCUUCCUCGUCAGAUGCCAGUUAUUUUACCAUUGAGGGGUCUCAGCUGCAGCUGGUCAAAAGUGUGGACUAUGAGACUGAUACUGCGCUGAUAGUGAAUGUGGUUUGCCGGGACACUUCUGGGCAGACAAACACUUUGGAAAUUAUUGUGAGCAUUACCAAUCUGAACGAUAACUCUCCAGUGUUUAAGCAAACAAGUCUCACCAUAACUGUUCCUGAGGACACAAAAGUGAAUGCAACCAUUAUACCCCGUGAAGAUUUAAGUGCUAGUGAUGCUGAUCUGGACAUCAUCUAUUAUGAACUCAAUUCAACAGUGCAGGACACCACCAAUUAUUUUGCCAUAAAAGGAAUCAAUAAUCCUGAAAUAUAUUUGCAAAAACAAUUAGAUUAUGAUAAACUUAACUCAACAACAUUGUUCUUGUAUGCAAGGGACAGUCCUGUGAGCAGAAAAGAAAUCACCCACACAGCUACUGCAACAAUAAACAUAAUUAUUGAGCAAGCUGACACCAAACCACCCUGGUUCCUACCCUGUAGCUUCAUUGACGGGGACAAAAGCAUUUGCAUCAGUAGCCCCUAUUCUGGAAGAGUCAAUAUAUCCGAGAUGUCGAAAGAACCACUCACCCUGGAUCCAGGGCCCAUCUAUGCUAAAGAUCCGGACUACACUAUAAAUGAAAAAAUUGUGUACAGUAUAGUUGGUGGGAAUGUGGAUAAUACAUUCUCAGUGGAUGCGGACACAGGAAAUCUAACUAUGAACAAAGUAGCUACUUCCCCAGACUCGUACCUACUGCAGGUCAUGGCCGCCCAAGUCAACAACAAACAGAAAUACUCCAUAGUCAGUGUGGAGAUUAAGGUCAUCAAUAAAAGUGACAAUGCACCAUACUUUGAGCACAGUAGCUACACAGGAAUAGCAUCUGUUGGUGCGGCCCCAAAAAGCCUUGUCUUCCAAGCUAAGGAUCCUUCAAGUCCCCUGAUGAUAAAAGCAGAAGAUGAUGACUUCCCUGAUAAAUUCAACCCAAACAUUGAAUACUACAUAAAAAACAGCACUAACUUUGUUGCAACCAGAGAUGGACUCAUCCUGACCAAUGUCAAUCUGCUGUCACCAGAGACUGUAAUCAUGGAGGCUGUUGCAAAAGAUACAGUGAGUCUGCAGGAGGCGAGCACCAUCAUCGUGGUGGAGAUUGUCUUUACUGCUACAGGAUGUUCUGCCUCUGAAAAUAAACCAAGCGUUGAAGAAAAUAAUCCUCCUGGAUACAAUGUGACCACUAUCAAUUCGGAAGCAGGUUUCACUGCAACGAUUGAUCCUUCCUCGUCAGAUGCCAGUUAUUUUACCAUUGAGGGGUCUCAGCUGCAGCUGGUCAAAAGUGUGGACUAUGAGACUGAUACCGUGCUGAUAGCGGAUGUGGUUUGCCGGGACACUUCUGGGCAGACAGACACUUUUCAAAUUAUUGUGAGCAUUAUCAAUCUGAACGAUAACACUCCAGUGUUUAAGCAAACAAGUCUCACCAUAACUCUUCCUGAGGACACAAAAGUGAAUGCAACCAUUAUACCCCGUGAAGAUUUAAGUGCUAGUGAUGCUGAUCUGGACAACAUCUAUUAUGAACUCAAUUCAACAGUGCAGGACACCACCAAUUAUUUUGCCAUAAAAGGAAUCAAUAAUCCUGAAAUAUAUUUGCAAAAACAAUUAGAUUAUGAUAAACUUAACUCAACAACAUUGUUCUUGUAUGCAAGGGACAGUCCUGUGAGCAGCAAAGAAAUCAUCCACACAGCUACUGCAACAAUAAACAUAAUUAUUGAGCAAGCUGACACCAAACCACCCUGGUUCCUACCCUGUAGCUUCAUUGACGGGGACAAAAGCAUUUGCAUCAGUAGCCCCUAUUCUGGAAGAGUCAAUAUAUCCGAGAUGUCGAAAGAACCACUCACCCUGGAUCCAGGGCCCAUCUAUGCUAAAGAUCCGGACUACACUAUAAAUGAAAAAAUUGUGUACAGUAUAGUUGGUGGGAAUGUGGAUAAUACAUUCUCAGUGGAUGCGGACACAGGAAAUCUAACUAUGAACAAAGUAGCUACUUCCCCAGACUCGUACCUACUGCAGGUCAUGGCCGCCCAAGUCAACAACAAACAGAAAUACUCCAUAGUCAGUGUGGAGAUUAAGGUCAUCAAUAAAAGUGACAAUGCACCAUACUUUGAGCACAGUAGCUACACAGGAAUAGCAUCUGUUGGUGCGGCCCCAAAAAGCCUUGUCUUCCAAGCUAAGGAUCCUUCAAGUCCCCUGAUGAUAAAAGCAGAAGAUGAUGACUUCCCUGAUAAAUUCAACCCAAACAUUGAAUACUACAUAAAAAACAGCACUAACUUCGUUGCAACCAGAGAUGGACUCAUCCUGACCAAUGUCAAUCUGCUGUCACCAGAGACUGUAAUCAUGGAGGCUGUUGCAAAAGAUACAGUGAGUCUGCAGGAGGCGAGCACCAUCAUCGUGGUGGAGAUUGUCUUUACUGCUACAGGAUGUUCUGCCUCUGAAAAUAAACCAAGCGUUGAAGAAAAUAAUCCUCCUGGAUACAAUGUGACCACUAUCAAUUCGGAAGCAGGUUUCACUGCAACGAUUGAUCCUUCCUCGUCAGAUGCCAGUUAUUUUACCAUUGAGGGGUCUCAGCUGCAGCUGGUCAAAAGUGUGGACUAUGAGACUGAUACCGUGCUGAUAGCGGAUGUGGUUUGCCGGGACACUUCUGGGCAGACAGACACUUUUCAAAUUAUUGUGAGCAUUAUCAAUCUGAACGAUAACACUCCAGUGUUUAAGCAAACAAGUCUCACCAUAACUCUUCCUGAGGACACAAAAGUGAAUGCAACCAUUAUACCCCGUGAAGAUUUAAGUGCUAGUGAUGCUGAUCUGGACAACAUCUAUUAUGAACUCAAUUCAACAGUGCAGGACACCACCAAUUAUUUUGCCAUAAAAGGAAUCAAUAAUCCUGAAAUAUAUUUGCAAAAACAAUUAGAUUAUGAUAAACUUAACUCAACAACAUUGUUCUUGUAUGCAAGGGACAGGCCUGUGAGCAGCAACGAAAUCACCCACACAGCUACUGCAACAAUAAACAUAAUUAUUGAGCAAGCUGACACCAAACCACCCUGGUUCCUACCCUGUAGCUUCAUUGACGGGGACAAAAGCAUUUGCAUCAGUAGCCCCUAUUCUGGAAGAGUCAAUAUAUCCGAGAUGUCGAAAGAACCACUCACCCUGGAUCCAGGGCCCAUCUAUGCUAAAGAUCCGGACUACACUAUAAAUGAAAAAAUUGUGUACAGUAUAGUUGGUGGGAAUGUGGAUAAUACAUUCUCAGUGGAUGCGAACACAGGAAAUCUAACUAUGAACAAAGCAGCUACUUCCCCAGACUCGUACCUACUGCAGGUCAUGGCCGCCCAAGUCAACAACAAACAGAAAUACUCCAUAGUCAGUGUGGAGAUUAAGGUCAUCAAUAAAAGUGACAAUGCACCAUACUUUGAGCCCAGUAGCUACACAGGAAUAGUAUCUGUUGGUGCGGCCCCAAAAAGCCUUGUCUUCCAAGCUGAGGAUCCUUCAAGUCCCCUGAUGAUAAAAGCAGAAGAUGGUGACUUCCCUGAUAAAUUCAACCCAAACAUUGAAUACUACAUAAAAAACAGCACUAACUUCGUUGCAACCAGAGAUGGACUCAUCCUGACCAAUGUCAAUCUGCUGUCACCAGAGACUGUAAUCAUGGAGGCUGUUGCAAAAGAUACAGUGAGUCUGCAGGAGGCGAGCACCAUCAUCGUGGUGGAGAUUGUCUUUACUGCUACAGAUAAAAUCACCUCUGAUAAGUUAUACACUGCACAGGAUAUGGGUAUCUUAGGUGGUAUCUUAGCAGCACUGUUGCUGAUUACCUUAAUCUUCCUUGGACUGAUGAUAUACAAACAUUAUGGGACUACGGUCAAAUUCCUAAUAAAUAAAAAGUUCUCCAAGGAUUUCCCUGAGAGCUAUGAGAACCAAGCUUACAAUCAAGAUGAACACCCAGAUCUGAGUGCCAAAGAGCAGAAGAGCUCAGAAAAUGGUGGUAUAACUGAGCUACAGCAGCCAUCGUUUUUCUUGUCCUCUUCUAAAGAAGAAAUAGAUGGCCUCCCAAAGACUUCCACAGCUUCCACAGUCGUCUUUGACGUGGAAGAGAAAGAGGAAGAGGAAAACGAAGAGGAAGAGGUGAAAGAAGACACUAAGCAUGAGAAAGAAGUAAAGUCUAUCCUCAAAACAGACAGGAAUGAGGGGGAUCAUGGCUACAAAGCUGUGUGGUUUAAGACCGAUGUGGAUCCAGAUGCUGGAGAAAAGGUUGAAGUGAUUAAGGACAAUGCAUCAGAUUAUGAUGAUGACAGUGAUCAAGAUCUGCAGGAGAAUGAGGAGGAAGAAGAUGACAAGGAUGAUCACCACAGAGGGUCAGGGGCUGCAGAAGUGAUGAUUAACAUGUCUCGCACAGCGUCACAAGAUAGCAUUAUUGUGUAAUGGAAAUAAGCCUGUAUGCUCCCCACUGAAAUCAGGGAAUCUCUGCUGCUUUGCUGAGAUGGAGCCCACCUUUCUGCUUGGGGCUAACUGGAAUGCAGGAGGACACAGUUGCCUCUCCUGCAUGCAGAGAUUAAAGCCAGAUUACAAUUAAUUUAACUUCUUAACAAGACCUUGAAACACCACAUGGGAUUUUGGAUGGGGAAAACAUGUCUCAUCUCUCCACCCUUCUGCCUGUUUGCCCUGGAGUCCCCUACAUCACAUUUCCCAUACUGGCUGCAGGAAUAGCAGAGAUAUAGCUACACUGACUUUGAAGCAGUUAACUCAGCUCAUGGUAGCAAUUUAAUUGCACAAUCCAAUGCCCUCAUCUCCGCCUGGUGGGUAACUGAGCCAGCACUGACUGCUUGGCUGUUCCUGUUAGGGUGGUUGCAGGUUGAUGCCAGCUGCAGGGCAUAAGCCAGCACAAGUCACUCUGCAGUUGCUCAUAUGACUGCAUCCAGGAGCACACAUCAGGGCUUGGCUAUGCUCUCUGCACCCCAGCACAAGCAACUGGCAUGACAUUCAAGGAGACUGGGAGCAGCAGGAGUGCCACAACAGGUCACCUUUUUGCCAGUAAGCGGGUGUUCAAAUGCUCGGGAGCUGCUGUUUCUUCCAUCAAUGAUAAGCAAGGACGGAUCACAUGCUCUUUCCUAAGGACUUUGCCACACAUUUUUCUAUGUCACAAGACAACUAAUCGUGCUGUACCUUGUGGGCCAGAUAAGAGCUUCUGCCAGAACCUGCCGACAAAAUGCCAGGGGUAUUUCCAGCUCCCAGGGAUUUUGGCAGCAAUAGAUAUCAUUCUGGGGUGCUGGAUGUAGGUCAGCACGUUGCUUCCCAUUGUGUCCUUUGUGCAGCAGGACUCGAGGUAUCCCUUAUAAAAGGGACUUCAUUGUCACUGAAAGUGGAAGGUCAGCAUUUGCUUCCAAGUGCCUGACAUCACUGCCUUCUCUGCCCCUCACUUGUGGAUGCAAGCCUCUUUGCAUUCCCACCUUUCUCCAUUCAUGAGAAGCCCAGCAGGCUCUUUUACUGGUGAAAUACAAUCUUCAGGAUUCACCGAGGGCUGAGCUGUAGCCUGAAAAAGGAGGUAGUUCGCUGAGAGCAAGUAAUCUCUGCCGUGUGUGGCUUUUGAGCCUAGGUUUGUGCUAGAAAGGCUGCUAACAUGAUGGACUCCUCCCUCAAUCCUCCCUCAUCUUUCAGCAAUCUUGUCUUCAGCUGUGGUCCUGCCAUCAGUUCAGCAAAGAUAAUACGCCAUUGCCUGGCAGCAUGGGGAUUGGUACUUCAGUCCAGAUUCACAACAGCAAAUUGCUUCUCCCAGCUGGCAAUCAAAAACCGGGAUGUUUUCCACUGACUGAGAACAUGGCCGUUUGCAUUUGAAUCUUCUGAUCUAUCAACACAAAAUUUGUGCUGCUGCUGGUUUUCCACUGGGGGGCUAGCUCAGGGCAGAUGCGGGCUGUGGAGCAUUAAACUUUCAGUAAGACAGGGACGAUAAACCUGGGUCACAAAUCUUUAUCUCACUUGCUCAGGUUAGCACAACAGCACAGAACUGUAACAUUAUAAGUGUCCUUUGAGAGAAGCAACAACAAUAAGUACUCCUGCCUUUGCCCUGCAGGGCAAAUCUCCACAUUUCUUCCUUUAAUCUAGAUAAACCCUUAAGAGAGUGAAACCAAAAUACGUCUGCCGGGAUUCUCAUCUACACCAAAACACAGGACAAUCACUUCUGAGCAGGCUUUCAUCUAGGUUUAUACUUUGUUUCUGUACAUCUCCCCAUCCCAGUGUUGUUAGUGCUCAUCUCUGUUGUCCUGUCUCUGAGGAGAGCUAACCUCGCUGUGUGUGGACUUCAGGAGCUGCACUUUUGCUGAAGGUGGAGACUGAGAUAUGGAAAGCUUUCGUCCUUACUGCAAUAAAGCUAUUUGCCCAGAAA
This is a messenger RNA of Anas platyrhynchos (mallard), 6738 nucleotides long. RefSeq names its product cadherin related family member 5 (gene CDHR5). NCBI's taxonomy places the organism in Eukaryota, Metazoa, Chordata, Aves, Anseriformes, Anatidae. Gene Ontology annotation, cellular component: membrane; catenin complex; adherens junction. Gene Ontology annotation, molecular function: beta-catenin binding; calcium ion binding; cadherin binding. The record is from RefSeq and is a predicted model, not a curated record. Gene Ontology annotation, biological process: homophilic cell-cell adhesion; multicellular organism development; cell-cell junction assembly.